AUGGAGGUCGGGUUCGGAACACAAUACAAUAACCAAAACCGGGCAUUCCUGCAAGCGAUGCUUGCAAGGAGUUCCAUGACUUUUCGCGAAUCGCGCCCGGUCAUUGCCGCCAUCCUUAACGCUGAAAACGAAGGCAACCAAGUGAGGCCAGAACAAGUUACGGAAGAAAUACUCGAAAAAUUCAUGGGCACAGCUCGAGAAGCUGCGUCCUUGUUCGAUUACGAAAUACGAAGAACCCAACACCAGACUACCAGGGAACGUGUCUACGCCUUUGUCAAUACUGCCUCUGACCCGCAGACCCAGCUUGCGACAACGUUUCGGCAUGACGAGCUUGCCUUUGUCAAGCGAGCUCUGGAAGCCAUGUUCGACAAAUACAACACACCACGAAUGGAGGUCAUGGCCCUCACCGACAUGCAGGCUGUCAAGCUCGCCAGACCAAAUCGACGAGAGAGCACCAUCCAUCGAAGCGAUGACGAGCCUACACAAUCGCAGGCCAACAUCGACAAGGGCCUGAAGCACAGCGAAGUGGAGAUAGUGCUGGAGAACCUUAUUGGCGGCGGAUGGUUUGAAAAGAGCCGAGAGGGCUUUUACUCGCUGACGCCUCGGGCGCUGCUCGAGCUGAGGCCGUGGCUGGUUGGCACAUUCAAUGACCCGGACGCAGAGGCAGGCGAGUGGCAGCGGAUAAAGUUUUGCGAAGCGUGCAAAGAUAUUGUGACGGUGGGAGGGCGGUGCGCAGAACCUGACUGCAAUUUUCGCAUUCACGACAUCUGCGAGGACGCCUUCUGGCGCAUGAAACGCAGUAAGACGUGUACGAGAUGCUCAAGGGAGUGGACAGGAGACCUGUACGUGGGCGAGCGAGCAGUGACAUCUACACAAGCGUACCAGAGAGGCCGGCGGCAAAGUGGUGGUAGAAGAGGUGACCUGGCAGACGAGGUGGUACGGCAGGCCGGGGCUGGGUAUGAGACGGACGACCAGGAGCAAUGA
This is a messenger RNA of Cordyceps fumosorosea ARSEF 2679, 984 nucleotides long. RefSeq names its product Nse1 non-SMC component of SMC5-6 complex. Bases 1 to 984 code for a protein of 327 amino acids. Gene Ontology annotation, molecular function: ubiquitin-protein transferase activity. The record is from RefSeq and is a predicted model, not a curated record. The transcript has a single exon. Gene Ontology annotation, biological process: double-strand break repair via homologous recombination; DNA damage tolerance. Lineage: Eukaryota; Fungi; Ascomycota; Sordariomycetes; Hypocreales; Cordycipitaceae. Gene Ontology annotation, cellular component: Smc5-Smc6 complex; nucleus.